This is a messenger RNA of Notolabrus celidotus (New Zealand spotty), 2900 nucleotides long. It is a transcript of the gene calcr, whose product is annotated as calcitonin receptor. Lineage: Eukaryota; Metazoa; Chordata; Actinopteri; Labriformes; Labridae. The record is from RefSeq and is a predicted model, not a curated record. The transcript is spliced from 21 exons. Gene Ontology annotation, biological process: cell surface receptor signaling pathway; positive regulation of cytosolic calcium ion concentration; adenylate cyclase-activating G protein-coupled receptor signaling pathway. Gene Ontology annotation, cellular component: axon; plasma membrane. Bases 24 to 2474 code for a protein of 816 amino acids. Gene Ontology annotation, molecular function: calcitonin receptor activity; amylin receptor activity.
GGAUCAGCCUGUGAGAGGAAGAUAUGAAGGUACUGGACUCGCUUUGGAUCAACUGGUUUCUCCUGGUGCAUAAGGUGGCAGCAGGAGCUGAGUCGGUCUCAGAGCCAUCGCUCAGGACUAGGCAGAGCAUGACAGAAGGACAGGGAAAGGCGGUGAGCCUGGGUCAAUACAAAUGUCUUGAGGUGUCCAACAAAGACCACCAAGAAAACCAAAACGGUACAUUCUGUGGACGUCUGUGGGACGGCUUGUUGUGCUGGGAUAAGACACAAGCCGGGACAUCUGUAAAACAGAACUGUCCAUAUCAUCCUGACAUGGACCCAAAUGAAAAAGUGAUUAAAUAUUGUGACGAAUGGGGGAAUUGGGACGGAACUGAGACUGGCUCCACUUGUCAACCAGCUUCAAAGAACAAAUUAAAGAAAGAGGUCCUCCAUUAUUUGAGGGACUCUCCAGGAGAGCCCACCACAGAGGUCACAGGUGCUAAGACAGAAAAAGCUGGUGUUAUGGAAGAAAUUGUCCUUGAGAAUGAAAAGAAGUGCAUAGAGAAAAUGAAGCGUGAUCCACCUUAUAACAAAUCAGGUUUGCACUGUGGUCGUAACUGGGAUGGCUGGCUGUGUUGGGACGAUACUCCAGCAGGAGUGGUCGCAUUGCAAAACUGCCCUGACUAUUUUGGCGACUUUGAUCCCACAGAAAGGGCAACGAAGUACUGUGAACAAAACGGUAAAUGGUUUCACCAUCCAGAGGCCAACAGAGUUUGGACCAACUACACACUCUGUGCAGCCACCCACGAGAAGAGGCAGAGGACUCUAAAAAUGGUUGAGAAUGAGUACAAAUGCCUUCUGAAAAUAAAUCACAAUCCACCUUUUAACAAAUCAGGUCUGCAUUGUGGUCGAAACUGGGACGGCUGGUUGUGCUGGGAUGAUACUCCAGCCGGGACCUAUGCCUCUCAAAACUGCCCUGACUAUUUUUCUGACUUUGACCCAACAGAAAAGGUAACUAAGUACUGUGAAGAUGACGGGCAGUGGUUUCACCAUCCAGAGAGUGGCAAGACCUGGACUAACUACACACUCUGUGCUGCCAACACUAAGGAGAAGUGGAGGAAGGCAGCUGCCCAACUCUCUGGAGACGCUGAGGUGGAGCUCUCGGAUGAGGCCACAGUCAGUCCCAUGGUGAAUCCAGAGGAGCAAGAAAUCAUAAGGAAGAAAAUCCUUGACAGUCAGUACAAAUGCUUUGAGAAAAUGAAUCGAGAUGUGCCCUAUAACAAAACAGGUCUAUACUGCAGUCGUAACUGGGAUGGCUGGCUGUGCUGGGAUGACACUCAAGUGGGGACCUACACUUCUCAAAACUGCCCCAACUAUUUUAAGGAUUUUGACCCCACUGAAAAGGCUACUAAGUACUGUGGGGAGGAUGGUCAAUGGUUUCGCCACCCGGACACUAACAGGACCUGGUCCAACUACACACUCUGCAACGAAAACACUAAAGCAAAACUGAAGUCAGCGUAUAUCCUGCUUUACAUGACGAUUGUGGGUCAUGCUCUGUCUAUCGUCUUCCUGCUCAUCUCUCUGGCCAUCUUCUUCUACUUCAGGAGUCUGAGCUGCCAAAGGAUCACCCUGCACAAGAAUCUCUUCUGCUCAUAUGUGUUGAAUUCAGCCAUCACCAUCUUCUACCUCGUAGCAGUGGUCAAGAAUCCUGAAGUGGUGAGCAGAAACCCUGUUGGCUGUAAGGUGUUACACUUCUUCCACACGUACAUGCUGGGCUGCAAUUAUUUCUGGAUGCUUUGUGAAGGCAUCUACCUGCACACACUCAUCGUGGUGGCUGUGUUUGCAGAGGAGCAGCAUCUGCACUGGUACUACCUCCUGGGCUGGGGCUUUCCUAUUGUGCCUGCAUCCAUCCACGCCGUGGCAAGGAAAAAGUAUUUUGAUGACAACUGUUGGAUGAGUGUGGAAACCCAUCUGCUCUACGCAGUCCAUGGUCCCAUAGUGGCAGCACUUCUUGUGAACCUCUUCUUCUUGCUAAAUAUAAUAAGAGUGUUAGUCACCAAGCUGAGAGACACACACCGAGCAGAGUCCAACAUGUACAUGAAGGCAGUGAGGGCCACCCUGAUCCUGGUGCCCCUGCUGGGAAUUCAGUUUGUCAUUUUCCCCUGGAGGCCAGAAAACCGGCUAGCUGGGGAGGUCUAUGAAUACAUCAUGAACAUACUUAUGCACUACCAGGGGUUGCUGGUGGCAACAAUCUUCUGCUUCUUCAAUGGAGAGGUGCAGGCAGCUCUUAAGAGACAGUGGAUGCAGUACAAAACCCAGUUGGGUCAGAGACGAAAGGACCACUGCUCGAUGCGCUCCACAUCCUACACAGCCACCUCCAUCACCGAGGUCCCCGCCUUCAUGUACCACCAAGACUGCAACAGUGAACACUUGAACGGGCGCCACACGGACGACUCUGAACUGGUGGCACUGAAAUCAGGAGAGACUUAUGCUUGAGCACCACGGAGGAUGAAGAGUAUAGGAACAGCCGAAGAAGACUUAUAGAGUCGUAGAGUAAGAGAGGAAGUGAAUCUCAGUGGUUAAAUCUCAAAUGCAGGUGAAGCCGACCCAUGGCGAUGAUACAGGUCUGGGAGUUUUAAGCUCAUGGAGUUGAAGAGCGACUAGCUACAGUGGCGACUCUUCAUUUAACUUCACAUUGCUGUUGCAGCUGCUUUUUGAGAACUUUGAUGUCAAGAACUUGUGGCACGAGACCAGGGCUGCUUUCGACAUGUGUCACUUCCUAAAGCUGCUAAACUGUGACGGAAAUAAGCAAGACUGUGUUGGGAGCAAGGGUGUUAGUGUUUGCUGUUUGGAAAUUAUGCUGCUGAACGUGACAGGGAUGGUAAAUAAAGAUUUUGAUGGUGUUAUGAUGAUGAUUUAAAA